This is a messenger RNA of Linum tenue, 2320 nucleotides long. NCBI's taxonomy places the organism in Eukaryota, Viridiplantae, Streptophyta, Magnoliopsida, Malpighiales, Linaceae. The record is from the annotation of a GenBank genome assembly.
CCUAUCCCCUUCCCCUUCUCUUCUUUUCUAUCUCAACUGUGGCGUCUUUCUCCUUUCUUCUUUCAUUUCUGGCCUGCUCCCUUUACUCACUAUAUAUGUUGUGAUUUUUAUUUUUAUUUUCUUCGUUUGUUCACAUCCCAUUUUCGAACACCAGAGCAGCAGAGAGAGACGAACUAGAGAGAGAGAGAUUUCUUCUGUUUACCCUUCUAGGGUUUUCUUCACCAUCCCUCUCCCCUUUGCCCCUUUUACAGAGAUUGAGGUAUUAUUCUAAUAUACUUCCUUUCUCUAGCCUCGACUGCUUUGGUUACUGGAUCCCCUCUCUGCCCUUAUACCCUUUUUCAGGGAUUUCAAGAGUGGGUUUUCUCUGAAGAAGCCCAAUUCUGUUCUCUGUACUCUUUGGAAGAUUUGGUGUACUUCUCAUUAAGACACGGUUUGAAGAUUGGAAAGAUGGGUUACCUUUGUGAUUUCUGUUGUGAGCAGAGGUCGAUGGUAUAUUGUCGCUCAGAUGCGGCUUGCUUGUGUCUAUCAUGUGAUAGAAAUGUUCACGCCGCCAAUGCUCUAUCGAAACGCCAUUCCAGAACACUCUUGUGUGAGAGGUGCAGUUCACAACCCGCACUAGUUAGAUGUGCAGAGGAAAAGGUCUCGCUUUGCCAGAACUGCGAUUGGAUGGGUCAUGGCACCUCGACAUCAGCUUCCGCACACAAGAGGCAAACUAUCAAUUGUUAUUCCGGUUGCCCUUCUGCUUCCGAGCUCUCCUCGAUAUGGUCCUUUGUUUUGGACUUCCCUUCUACCAGUGAAUCUACUUAUGAGCAGGGCAUGGGAUUAAUGAGCAUAGCUGAGAAUGUCGCCACGGAGGCCUGGCCAUCCUCUAAUGAAGAGGCUGACCGUCAAAACUUGGAGAGUAUUCUUGAGAUGAGCGAUUCACGCGAAGUUGGAAAGUCAAGUGCUUGGGAUGGAUCUCGACCGAUGACUGGGUCUGCUGCCAACCCAGAGAGACAAGGUCAUCAGCCUACUGGAUCGGGUAGUUCAACAUUGCCAAAGUUAGGCUUUCCUGGAAGUAAAGGUGCUACAUUCUGUGAAGAUGAUGGUCUUUAUGAUGACUUCAAUAUGGAUGAGAUGGAUUUGAAUCUUGAAAACUAUGAUGAGCUCUUUGGUGUUGGCGCCAACAAUCCUGAGGAAGCCUUUGAGGGUGGUGGGAUUGGUAGUUUGUUUGGGACAAAGGACAUGUCUGGUGCUGAAUCCUACUGCCAGGGUGCUGCUGCGGCUGAGGUGUCAUCAGUUGGACGUGUGAAUGCAAUGCAGCAGCCUACAUGCAGCAAUGCAGCAUCUGCUGAUUCCAUUAUGAGCACUAAAACUGAACCAGUUAUCUGUGUCACGCCAAGGCAAGGUCAUUCAAAUCUCUCGUUCUCCGGCAUUACUGGGGAAAGUAGUGCCGCUGCUGAUUAUCAAGAUUGUGGAGCUUCUCCAAUGCUGCUCAUGGGAGAGUCUCCAUGGGGUCCCCCUGGUGCUGAAGGUUCCCCAUCAGCGAACCGAACUAAUGCUGUGAUGCGGUACAAGGAAAAGAAGAAGACACGCAAGUUUGAAAAGAGAGUAAGGUAUGCAUCCCGCAAAGAAAGAGCUGAUGUACGGAAGCGUGUGAAGGGCCGAUUCGUGAAAGCCGGUGAAGCAUAUGAUUAUGAUCCUUUGACGGAAACCAGAAGCUACUGAGAUGACGAUAUGUAACUGACUCUGAGGGUUUGAAGAGGAAGGGAGAAAGUAAUGUCAUAGGACGAGGAAAUGGAUCGCGGGAUUUAUAGUACUCAGGUCGAUGAAAUUGAGUCCCCCUCCAUUCCCAAAGCCAUUGGUGGACUGACAAAAUUCCUGGAACAAUGGAGAGAGUACUUCAUUUGCAGUGUAUAAAAAAUGAUGAUGAAUGUUGGUGUAGACGUCUGACGAUGUUUUUGUAUUCUUGGAUUCGCGGGCAGUCGCUUUAUGAGAAAGAGCGGCUGAUCUCACAGGCUAGAGAAAUGAUCUCUCUGACUUAAGUCCGCAGCUUAAGUUAUAAUUUUGAUGGUAUGUAUAGCAAGAUGAAGAUUCUAUGUAUCUUUAUUAUUCAGAGAGCUGUGGUGACUGGUGACGAUAUCGAUAGCUGCCCCUCAGUGUUCCGGAGGGGGUUGGUUAAAACUGUCUUUCUACAGGUUUGUACAUAUAUAGCCUCUAGGUAGAAUCGACUUCAACUAUGUAUUCCCUCUGAAGAGCUUUCUCUGUAACGAUGAGAUGAUAUGGUUGUUUCUGAAGCGUUUUGUGCUAGUGAAUUACUGUUUCUGUUGAUUAUGGAGCC